AUGGUAAUGCACGGCAUAAAAGUGAAACUGCCCGCCCUCGCCAUAGUAGUCGUUGUGACGACUUUCAUCGCCCUCUCUUCUGCGCAGCCUAUCUCCUCGAUCGUCGAAGGCAGAGAUGGAGAUAAAAGCCAUACGCCCAGCCACAGAGUUGCAACCGGAAUAUAUGGAUUAGACUCCGGAUUGAUGCGCGGCGCUGCAUGGAAGUUGAAGAUGAAAGCACGACACGUUGGUGAGGGCUUGACAGAGGGUGCGAAUACCGGCGAUAUGGGAGAUGCAGGCAUAGGAGGAACCGACCACGCAGGUCCAUUCAUAGUGGAGCCCAUCGAUAACGAUAUAAUCCAAGGGCAUCCUCAAAGCAGGAUCGGAAAGGGAGACUCGCAAGGCGUGGUUAACGCCCCCCUCCAAGUCGCUCAUUUACCGAAGCACGGAUUCCGAACGGGUUUGGUGAUACCUCCCUUCGAUCCUAACGGUGACCCUGACGCCGCUCCGCCGAAGUCGAAGGGUGGACCCGUGGGUGGCGAUGAUACGAGUGAGGUAAGGGUGAAACUAGGAGCUAGUAAUGGAAUGAAGGCGAAGCUCCUCUUCCACGGAAGCACGCUGGACGACACGGUGGCUGGGCUGAGGUUACAUGUCGGAAGUGUCGGUGUAGGAAAGGCAAGGGAGACGGAAGAGGCACAUACGGGCGGAGACGAGAAAAAGGACCCGCGUUGA
Messenger RNA from Pleurotus ostreatus (oyster mushroom), 711 nucleotides. RefSeq lists its product as uncharacterized. The record is from RefSeq and is a predicted model, not a curated record. The transcript has a single exon. The coding region runs from base 1 to 711 and encodes 236 amino acids. NCBI's taxonomy places the organism in Eukaryota, Fungi, Basidiomycota, Agaricomycetes, Agaricales, Pleurotaceae.